AUGACCGACGAAAGAGGCGGAGAAGUGGGUGAUACAGUGGUGAGACCCUCGCCACUUCAAGCAGAGGCCGAGGUGGAAGCAGCAGCAGCGACGCGCGGCAGUGAUGAUGGUGCGGCUCGCAAAAAAAGCAAGAAGCCGUGGACGCGACGAGCGCACAAUACGCGCGGAACUUCAAAGCGUGUGCAAGCGACAGCGCAACAGGAGGAGCCGAAAUCCGUCGGAGAGAUAGUGGACGCAGCGUGUGAGAGUGAUCCGACAAGCUACAGCGUGGCAAUGAAUUGUGCGAAGUGGCGCGAAUGGGAGCGCACGUUUGAUGGCGAAGUGGCCGCGUUGCAAAACAACGACGUCUGGCGCGUCACGAGGCGCGCGUCUGGAAUAAACGUGCAGCACACCAAGUGGGUGUAA
Molecule: messenger RNA, 405 nt
Organism: Peronospora matthiolae
Lineage: Eukaryota; Oomycota; Peronosporomycetes; Peronosporales; Peronosporaceae
Source: the annotation of a GenBank genome assembly